Molecule: messenger RNA, 240 nt
Organism: Castor canadensis (American beaver)
Lineage: Eukaryota; Metazoa; Chordata; Mammalia; Rodentia; Castoridae
Gene: Spink1
Product: serine peptidase inhibitor Kazal type 1
Molecular function (GO): protein binding; serine-type endopeptidase inhibitor activity
Source: RefSeq, a predicted model, not a curated record
AUGAAGGUGGUGAGCAUCUUUCUUCUCACUGUCUUGGCCCUGUUCAGUUCAUCUGGCAAUGCUUCAGAUAACUCUGUAGGAACAAUGCCUAAAUGUGACAAACAAUCAGUUGGAUGUCCCAAGAUUUAUCUCCCUGUCUGUGGGACUGAUGGAAUUACUUAUUCCAAUGAAUGCAUGUUAUGUAUGGAAAAUAGGAAGCGCCAGACUCCUGUUCUCAUUCGAGCAGGUGGGAGUUGCUGA